Molecule: messenger RNA, 3911 nt
Organism: Closterium sp. NIES-67
Lineage: Eukaryota; Viridiplantae; Streptophyta; Zygnematophyceae; Desmidiales; Closteriaceae
Source: the annotation of a GenBank genome assembly
GGCUGGAGCACAAGGCAGAUGGAUGCUAGACCUCAGAAAGUCAGGAGGAGGAACCACAGUGGGGAGGACAGCAGCAAGCACACACGACGCUGUGCAUUGGAGAUGGCGUAGACUAUUACGGGAUGCUGUACGGUCUCCACAUAGAUCUCCACCGAGUGGUUAGCGCACGGCGCCACGAAUGACAAAUGCCAUUAUUAGGAACGCGUUUUACUGUGCCUGCACGUUUCUCGACAUCCGCGCACGUCAUGGCAAUCAUGCGCCAGGGGCGUCAGGUCUAGACCAGCCGUGCCACUUCCCUCUCGUCGCAACUGCCGUGCACCGAUCGCGCCCGCUUCUCUCGCAGUUUAAACCCGUAUCUAGUACGUCAUAGGAGCCAUCAUUCUCGCGCGGACCGCACAAAGGGCCUUAGAAGGCAUGCCGCGUGCCAAAAUCCACUGCAGUAGGGAAGCACGAGGCUUGAGCGUGGGGAGCGAGAGAGGCAAGGCGUUUUGAGGAUUCGCCGAGGGAUCGUAUCGUAGUAUCUGGCCAUAUAGACCAGCCGGCACGAGGAAGCCGAAUUGCCUGCUGGGGCCGUACAAUGCGGGUGUGCGAACUAGGGUUCUUCGUUCCUCGCCCGCUCUUACUGCAUUUGAGAGCACCAACUAGGGUUCUCUGCUCCUCGCUCGCUCUUCCUGCGUAGCCCACGCUUGGCGGGUGGUCGCCGACAUCACGCGUCGUUUCACGCGCCUUAAUAUUCCUCGCGGCGUCACGCGCACCGUUAGUUAGCAAUGCCACGACACUACUCAAGCUCGCUUCCUUCCUGCUUCCAGCGAUUAGCCCUAGGUUCCUUGUACCCGUGGAAUUUCGACGGUUCUAACGAUGUGCUAGUCGUGCUCUCCUACGACCAUCUGGUUCUUCCGUAACGGAGAUCGAUGAAUGAGUUAUUUAAGAGAGAUCUAUAAGCUUUCUACCCACCGCAAUUAGUACCUUAUACCGGAAGAGUUGUCGACAUUUUCUCAUCCUUGUAGUCUCCAGCAUCACUUCGUGUUACAGCGGGUAACCCUACAACAUGCCUCGAGCCUAUCCGGGGCGAUACGCGGGAGCAGUGGUAGAGGGAUCGACGUCCAGCUGGCCGUGGCAGAGAUGGCGUGACGUGGCUGGAAUUCAAGCACCCCAGUCCCAGACUCCCCACCAGCACUCCCUCAAACCGCACUCCAGCCCACCUCACCCCUUCUCCUCCCUCGCCACGUUGCUUCAAGCAUCCGGCCCUCGUUCCUUCCCUUCCUCCCCCGUCUCCGCCCAACCAUCCACCACCGCCACCAACCCCUCUUCUCCGUCUCUCCCUCUGCACCUCACUGCACCGGCCACCACCGUGUUGGGGUCAGCAGCGGUGGGGGCGGCGGCAGCAGGGGUGUCGUCAGAGGCAGCGCUGCUCUUCGUGUCCCUCGCGCUUCUGCUCUCGCUCUGGAACAGACAGCUCCGCCGCUCCACCUCAGGGUCAUGCCAGCAGUACAGCCUAGACGAGGUGUCGCGCGCCACGGACUACUUCGCGGAGGAGAACAAGAUCGGCACGGGCGGCUUCGCGCACGUGUACCGCGGCACCUCGCCCUGGAACGCUGAGUCGCUGUGGGCCGUCAAGCGCUGCACCGUGCCCACCGAGCACUUCGGCCGCGUGGUGCGGGAGAUGUCGAACAAGAUCCAUCCGAACCUGGUGCGGCUGAUCGGGUGCUGCAACGACUUCAACGAGAGCGAGGGGCGGCACGAGCAGAUCAUCAUAUGCGAGCUCAUGACCGGCGGCAGCAUCCACGGCCGCUUCAGCAGAGAUUCGCGCGACCCCCUGACCCUGCAGCAGCGGUUGGACAUUCUGAUAGGGGUAGCUCGCGGCCUGGAGUACCUGCACAGCUUUGGCAUUGUGCAUCGCGACAUCAAGCCGGCCAACAUCCUGCUGGACGCCAACAUGCAGGCGAAGAUAUCGGCGUUUGGGGCAGUGCGCAUGGGAUACGACGAGCAGAUGGUGCAGUGCAUGGGCACGCACGGGUACAUUGACCCCGCUGCCAGGGCCAACAGGAACGUGCGCACCAGCGCGGACGUGUACAGCUUUGGAGUGGUGAUGCUGGAGAUGCUGACCGGGCGCAAGGCCGUGGAGUGGGAUGGCAACGCCGACAGCAACUUCAAGGGAUGGGUGGUGCAGUGCCUGUACGAGCGCAACACCUCGCUCAUCGGCGACCCACACCUCAAGGCGCCGGACAGCCUGGUGGCGCGCAUGGCGGACCUGGCGCUGCCGUGCCUGGCCAUGCCGCCCGACAGCCGCCCCUCCAUGGCGCGGGUCAUCCACGACCUGGAGGCAGUCAAGGUGUUUAUCGCCUCGCAGUGGGCGGAUCUCAUCAACUGGUCGCCCAAUGCUCGUGGGGGUGAUGGUGCGAGCGGGGAUUUGACCUCCGGGGAGGUGCUGCAAGCAGGUCCAACGCCCACCAUUGCAAGAACAAGCUCAAAUGCGGCAGCAGCGGAGCGCAGGGGCCCGUUGCUGUGCCAGCAGCUGAGUGUGGGGGAGGUGGUGCGGGCGACCAACGGGUGGGCGGAGGAGAGCCGCAUCGGCAGUGGCGGGUUUGGGGAUGUGUACCGCGGGGUGAGCCCCCUCGACGGCUCCACGGUGUGGGCCGUGAAGCGGGCCAAAGUGCUCACUAACGACUUCCGGAGGGAGGUGAACGAGAUGGCCACGAAGCACCACCCGAACCUGGUGCGCCUGCUGGGGUUCUGCAUUGACGGCGACGCGGCGUCGGAGAACAUGGAGCAGAUCGCCAUCUACGAGUUCAUGCCCAACGGCGACCUCGAGAAGCGCCUGCACCCAGCCACAUCCCCUGAGCCGCUCUCGUUGAGACAACGGGUCGACAUUCUGAUAGGAAUGGCGCGCGGCCUGGAGUACCUGCACAGCUUUGGCAUUGUGCAUCGCGACAUCAAGCCGGCCAACAUCCUGCUGGACGCCAACAUGAAGGCGAAGCUGUCGGACUUUGGGUUGGUGCGCAUGGUGGAGGGGACCACAUGCCAGUCCACACGGGUGAUGGGCACGCCGGGCUACGUGGACCCUGCUUACUCCCUCACUCACAAGGCCACUCCCACCAUCGAUGUGUACAGUUUCGGCAUAGUGAUGUUGGAGCUGCUGACGGGGCACCGGGUGGUGUUCAUAAUGGAUGGGGGCGCGCCCAUGAACAUCAAGGAGUGGGUGGAGCAGCACAUAGCGUGCGGGGACAUCAGUGCCAUCGGGGACCCCUUCAUGCGCGCGCCCGACUCCCUCGUCCUCCGCAUGGCGCGCCUCGCCCUGCGCUGCACCGCAGCUCUCACGGCCUCACGCCCCACCAUGGGGGAAGCGGCCACGGAGCUGGAGGUGCUCAAGAAGGAGUUCUUUGGGGCGGAGAGCAGCCGCAUGGCGCAGCGGGUGGACGAGCAGAUGCAGUCGCUGCGCCUCACGCACCGCGACUUGAGGGAAGAGCUGCAGAUGAUUGCGGGGAUCGAGUCGAGCGUGAGCAUGGGCUCUGGGCGGAGACUGUCGGGGGGGUCCGUAAGACGCGACGAGGACAGGGGCUCGUGAUGGGCGGGGGUUUUGAGGGGGGGCUGAUGGUAGUAGAAGGUCCGGGUCCGGGAUGUGCGAGGAGGAUGGAGAAGAUGCGGGCGGAUGAAAAUGGAGUCGUGUUAGAUUAGGCCGCUGUGCCGACUCAGAGGGAGGUGGAGUGGAGAGAGACUAGGGGCCGAGGUACAUGGGGAGGAAGGCGGGUGCUGCCACGUGAGGAGAUAGAUCGGAUGAUGAAUUUGGAGAGGAAUGUGGAGAGAAAAGAGAGGCUGGUGCAGAUUAUUGGGAAUGCCUCUACCAUAUGGAAAAGUUUAUGAAGUCUCUAUGAUCGGCAUUUGAUAUUCUUGUACACUAUAAUGAGUUUGAG